Messenger RNA from Trichomycterus rosablanca, 1055 nucleotides. It is a transcript of the gene cbr1l, whose product is annotated as carbonyl reductase 1-like. Lineage: Eukaryota; Metazoa; Chordata; Actinopteri; Siluriformes; Trichomycteridae. Gene Ontology annotation, molecular function: carbonyl reductase (NADPH) activity. The coding region runs from base 72 to 905 and encodes 277 amino acids. The transcript has 4 exons. The record is from RefSeq and is a predicted model, not a curated record.
GAAAGUCUGAUUGCAUUGAUAGUGAAACUGUUGAUCUUGUGUUGGUUCAUUAUACUUGUGCAGAAGGAAACAUGGUAAAGAAGGUCGCGGUGGUUACUGGAGCGAACAAAGGUAUCGGGUUCGCUAUAGUGAAGGGUUUGUGUAAAGCUGGGUACGGUGGAGAUGUUCUCCUCACCGCGAGAAAUGACAAACUGGGUGCCGAGGCGGUGGAGCUGCUCAAAUCUGAGGGCUUCCAAAAUGUCGUGUACCAUCGACUGGAUAUCUGCGACCAGAACAGCAGCUUGGAACUGAAGAAGUUUCUGCAGCAGAAGUAUGGAGGUCUGGAUGUUCUCAUCAACAACGCUGGAAUCGCCUUCAAAAAUAACGCCACUGAACCUUUUGGAGAACAGGCUGAAGUCACCAUGCAUACCAACUUCUGGGGAACACUGUGGGCGUGCCGUGCUCUCCUGCCCAUUCUGAGACCCAAUGCUCGUGUGGUUAAUGUUUCCAGCUUUGUCAGUAAGCGGUCUCUGGAUAAAUGCAGCCCGGAAUUACAGGCCAAGUUCAGAAACCCAGACAUUACAGAGGACGAACUGUGUUUACUGAUGAAAGGAUUUGUAACUGCUGCUCAGAAAGGAGACCAUGAGGCUCAGGGUUGGCCAAACUCUGCAUACGGCACCACCAAGAUUGGCGUGACGGUGCUUUCGAGAAUCCAGGCCCGGGUCCUCAAAGAAACCAGAGCCAGUGAUGGUAUCCUCCUGAAUGCCUGUUGCCCGGGCUGGGUCAGAACAGACAUGGCUGGUUCAAAUGCCCCCAAGAGCCCUGAAGAAGGAGCCGAAACGCCGGUGUACCUGGCUCUCCUGCCAGAGGGAGCCAAAGAGCCUCACGGACAGCUGGUUUGGGACAAAACGGUGCAGGAAUGGUGAAGGGACGAUAAACGAUUUGUCAGUUCUUCUUCUAAAAAUACAUUUUAAUCAAUGUAACAGAUUAAACCAUCUUACAGAAUUAAAAUGUUAUGGUACUACUUACUGACAUUUUCUACUAAAAUGAAAUAAAACUGUUCAUAUAAUCAGCAA